AUGACGAUGAACGCCAGCAAUCCGGUCGUCAAUGGCCCCGACGUAUCCUCCACGCAGGAGACUGUCGGCGACAUGAUGCCAACAUCGCACAUCUCCAUGUCGUGGCCGUCAGUACCCAUAGUGCUUGCUAUCUUCCUAGGCUACCUUCUUCUCUGUCAAUCUCUUCGCUUCUACCACAUCAACGCCCUCCAGAAACGCCUUGGCUACACUGAUCGCGCCUCCCUGGCGGGUAUGAGCAACGACGAUGCCCAAAUCAUUCCCAAGCACAUCAUGGAGCGCGACUUUCCCAUAUACGAAGACACAGUCGUCAUCUUCGGCGAGUUUUCUAUCAAUCCUCCAACCUCGACACGCGCCCUCAAAGCCAUUGCCCGCAUGAACUAUCUCCAUGCCCCCUACAAGGCCGCCUCGAAAAUUUCCAACGAGGACUUUCUCUACACUCUUUCCACCUGCGUCACAGAGCCCAUUCGCUUCAUGCGGCUCUAUGAAUGGAGGGCCCUCACCGACGCCGAGGUCUGCGCUUUAGGCACAUUUUGGAAAGCCAUUGGCGACGCCAUGGACAUUCGCUACGACGGCUAUCUUGAUCGUGCCGGCGCCUGGCGCGACGGUAUCGACUUUGCCGAGGAUAUCACCGCCUGGGCCAAAACGUAUGAGCUUCAGGCCAUGAAACCCUCUCGCUCCAACAUUAAGCCAAGCCGUGAGCUUGCUCGUCUCAUGAUCUGGCACGUACCUGGGUUUGUGAAACCGUUCGCUGUUCACGUCCUUACUGUCCUUAUGGGCGACCGCGUCCGCGACGCCUUCAUGUAUCCCGAGCCGCCCAUCUCAGCAGCCCUCUUCGCCUACCUCGCGCUUGCCGUCCGCCGCCUUGUCGUCCGCCACCUCUGCCUCCCCCGCCUAUUCCCGAAACGGUACUUCUCAAAAGAGGACCCUGCCACGGGCCGCGUGAAUCACUACACUUACCUCGUCCACCCCUACUACAUCCCCGCCACCCUCUGGACACGCUUCGGCCCCAUGAGUUGGCUGACACGCGCGGUCGGUGGCUUCCCGCCUGGUGACGUCGACAUGCUGCCGCAGGGCUAUCUAUUCGAGGAAGUCGGACCCGCCAGCGAGGUUGGGGAGGGCGUCGAGGAGAUGGCAGAUGGCGUCGAGGCGCUUCGAGCGAGGAAAAGGGGCCGGUGCCCCUUUUCGUGA
Messenger RNA from Verticillium alfalfae VaMs.102, 1188 nucleotides. RefSeq lists its product as hypothetical. The record is from RefSeq and is a predicted model, not a curated record. NCBI's taxonomy places the organism in Eukaryota, Fungi, Ascomycota, Sordariomycetes, Glomerellales, Plectosphaerellaceae. The transcript has 4 exons. The coding region runs from base 1 to 1188 and encodes 395 amino acids. Gene Ontology annotation, molecular function: oxidoreductase activity.